UCCACCCACCAGCCAACCACCACCACCACCACUCUGUCGAGAAUCAUCCACACACAGAGAACAUUGUGUCGAGGAGGUUCCGGUCGGUGCUUGUCAGCUGAGAGAGAGAGAGAGGGAGAGAGAGGGAGGAAGAGAGAGAGAGAUCCUCCUUGGCAGACACCCGUCAGUGUGGCAGUGUGAUUUUGAGUGAGUGACUGGCUGACUGACGGGAGAUUCUGGAAGAAACACACAGGAAAGGAUCGGCACACAUUCUCCUGUUUUCUCUCCCCCCCCUCCCCCCCUUUGCUGUCUUGUCUGUUGUCACUCACGGCUGAUGAUUUUCUAUCCCGCUUGUAUUCACCUCAGCAUCGGAUUUUACUUUAUUUCUCCUCUCAUUGAUUGGCUGAAGCGGGGCUGAUCCCAGCCAACCUGGGCCGGGCCGUGGGGCUAUUCAGCGAGCCUUAUAGCUGAAGUUGGCACCCGACAUGAGCGCCUUGAGACCCUGGAGCGGGGCUCUCUCCUCGCCGGGGAGAGGGUCUGGGUCGUGGCGGUGCUGGUGGUGGUGGUGGGUUGUGGCAGUCGGGGUAUCAGUGGGCUCGGGAGAUCCGUGGAUGUCCGCGGAGGCAUGCCCGCCGCCUUGCUCCUGCAGCAGCACCAGGAUCUCCUGCGUGGAACCGGAGAAGGGUAUAAAUGCUUUCCCGCUCCUGCAGAGCGAGGCGGAGAUGGAGAACAUCACGGACAUUUACAUCGCCAACCAGAGCAGCUUCUCCUCCAUCAACGACAAAGACCUGCAACACUACAAGAAUCUCAGGAACCUGACGGUGACCAACAGCAGGCUUACAUAUGUAUCAAAGCUGGCCUUUGAAAACAACAUCAAGUUACAGUACCUGAAUCUGAAAGAUAACAACCUGUCGUCACUAUCCUGGAGGAUAUUCAGACACCUCAACAUCUCUUAUCUGAUCCUGUCAGGGAACCCUCUGCACUGCUCCUGUGAGAACAUGUGGAUCAAGCUGUGGUUAGAAAAGGAAGCAGACACUCAGGAGCUGCACUGCAUUGAGGAUGGAGGAGGACGCAAGCAGCUGUCCAAGCUGGAACUACCUAACUGUGGCCUUCCAACGGCAAAUUUGAACCCAUCUAAAGUAACAUUAAUGGAGGGGGAAAACUUGGCGCUGUCCUGUACGAGCUCUGGGGUGCCCUCUCCUGAGCUGAUAUGGAAAAUGGCGUUGGUAACCGCCUAUGUGAUCGAGGCUUCAGCCCAGAGUUCGGUGCUGCGGCUGUCCAACCUCUCGUCGAUGGACCACAACAGCAAGAUCAGCUGCAUAGCCGAGAACAUUGUUGGAGAGAACGAGUCUGCGCUGCUGCUGGAUAUACUUUUUCCUCCCAAAAUCACCAAGCUGAGUGAUGCAAUCCCAGACCAUCACUGGUGCAUCCCCUUCAGCGUGUCAGGAAACCCAGAGCCAAACCUACAAUGGUAUCUGGAUGGUGAAGAGGUGAUGGAGGGGGUUUACAUCACAACCAUGAUCCAUGACAUCACAGAGAGAGAGUAUCACGGCUGUCUGCAGCUCGACAACCCCACGCACCUCAACAACGGGCGCUACACGCUGGUGGCUACAAACCAAUUUGGAAGAGACCAGAAAGAGGUGGAGGCUCACUUCAUGCGCAAACCCUGGGAUGGCUCUGAGAAGGACCCUUUCUAUUAUGUUGCUGAGGAUCUAACCACAGAGGGCCCCCCUGUAGACCCACCUGAAGACAGAGUCGCUGUGUACGUGGUGGUUGGCAUUGCUGCUGUCGCAUUCACGGGUUUCCUUCUAAUGCUAGUUAUUCUCAAGUUUGGAGGAAACUCCAAGUUUGGCAUCAAAGGUCCAUCUUCAGUGAUCAGUAACGAUGAUGACUCAGCCUCUCCUCUUCACCACGUCUCCAACGGCAGCAACACUCCUUCCUCCUCAGAGAUGGGCCCUGACGCAGUGAUCAUUGGUAUGACCAAGAUCCCAGUGAUAGAAAACCCGCAGUACUUCAGGAGCACAAACAGCCUGCUCAAAACUGACACGUUCGUCCAGCAUAUUAAAAGACACAACAUUGUACUGAAGAGAGAGCUGGGAGAGGGAGCUUUCGGAAAAGUCUUUCUGGCUGAGUGUUACAACCUCUCACCAGACCAGGAGAAGAUACUCGUGGCUGUCAAGACACUUAAGGAGGCCAGUGAAAAUGCCAGGAAGGAUUUCCACCGUGAGGCUGAGCUGCUGACCAACCUUCAGCAUGAACACAUUGUUACUUUCUAUGGAGUCUGUGUGGAGAGCGACCCUCUCAUCAUGGUGUUUGAGUACAUGAAACAUGGAGACCUCAACAAGUUCCUCAGGGCUCACGGUCCAGAUGCAGUUCUGAUGGCAGAGGGCCAGACCACCAGACCUGUGGAGCUGACCCAGUCUCAGAUGCUGCACAUUGCCCAGCAGAUAGCAUCUGGCAUGGUCUACCUGGCAUCACAGCACUUUGUGCACCGCGACCUGGCCACCAGGAACUGCCUGGUGGGUGAGAACCUGCUGGUAAAGAUUGGGGACUUUGGCAUGUCCAGAGACGUCUACAGCACUGACUACUACAGGGUAGGUGUCGGCGGUCACACAAUGCUGCCAAUCCGCUGGAUGCCCCCUGAAAGCAUCAUGUACAGAAAGUUCACCACAGAGAGUGAUGUUUGGAGUCUUGGAGUUGUUCUCUGGGAGAUCUUCACCUAUGGAAAACAGCCGUGGUACCAGCUCUCCAAUAAUGAGGUGAUAGAGUGUAUAACCCAGGGCAGGGUGCUGCAGCGCCCCAGGACCUGUCCUAAAGAGGUAUAUGACCUGAUGCUGGGCUGCUGGCAGAGAGAGCCGCACACGAGACUCAACAUCAAAGAAAUCCACGGUCUGCUCCUCAACCUGGCCAAGGCGUCGCCUGUAUACCUGGAUAUACUGGGCUGAACACAGGAGGAGGAAGGAGGAGAUUUUUGGAUGUGUGUGGAUCGUUACUGUAUCUAAGUGUGUAUGUGCAUUUGAGGUUGCAUGCACGUGUGUGUGUGUGUGUGUGUGUGUGUGUGUGUGUGUGUGUGUGUGUGUGUGUGUGUGUGUGUGUGUGUGUGUGAGAGAGAGCCAGGGUGGUGACAUCUGUGAAUGAAGUGUGCGAUGCUUGUGCAAGUGUGUGUGUGCGAGGUACCGCUGUACAGGAUGUGAAGCUAUUAUCAAACUCUUAAAGGCAAUCAAAAAAUUCCCCAAAACUCAUCCCCAAUCGCCUCUUCUCUCCCUGCCAAUUUCCUCUCCUUUGUGCAUCGCUACUCUUUCCCUCCUUCCUUCCAGAGGAGACAUUUACGAAGAGUGAUUUAACUUUGGGGGGGGGGCUUCUCACUUCUUUUCAAAUGCUUUAAACUGACUGGGGCUAAAUUGAUGAAACCUGAUCAACAGGACUUGUAAUACAUUUUGAACAGCCAGAAAAUUUCAAGGAGGAGCAGCGUGGGGAGGAUUUCCGGAAACUUCAAUCCUUUGUGUGUAAAUAGAAGACUGAAACGGUGAGAUGUUUCAGAGGAAAUGGCUCCGUGCAAUGUUGAGCCAUAGAGACACUGUGUUUUCCCCUCUCACCUUGUCUGUCCGUCUGUCGUUCUGUCUGUGUCUCAGAACUGUACAAGAGUAUUAAUGUCAGCGUUCAUCCAACAAGGUGAUGAUUAACACACCAGUACACAUACAGCAGACUGACUGAAUAAUUACCAGGAAAAGGAAGUAAACAUCUGGUUUUCUGUCUGUCAGAUGACAAAUGAUGAUUUCUGAUUGGCUAAUUUCACUAAUUAAAAAAAAUCACUAACAAUACAGUGCCUGUUGAAGCUGAAUUGAACUGCUGUGGUGAAAAAAGGAAUUCAAGAAGAAGGCUGAGGUAUUCUGCUAUACUGUAAUUGUGAAUACUAGAUAUGUAAAUCUAUCUGGCACUGAUCUACAAUAUCUCCUCGUGCAACAGACUUAAUAUACAUGAUUAUGAGGGUAUAUAUGCAUUCAUAUCUGCAUACUUCAUACUGCACUGCUUUCUGUUACAGAUUUACUUUGCUCCGGCCUCUGCACUAUCAUACAGCACAGGGUAACAUGAUGACUACUUCACUUUUUCUCCCUCCGAAGUGACAGAUGCUUCACUUGUGAUGUCAAGCACUCGUGUCGGAGGUCAAUUGAUUCAUUUGUCCACAGCUGUCCGACAACUGCGAGGUCUUGGUGUUGAGGGGGUGGGCGUGAAAGUUGCAAAGGGAGACUGGGUUUUAAGUGGUCAGAUGUGUGGGUGGUGGCACUGUAGAAGGUGUGGUUCAUUUGGUCAACCCAUAUUAAGUCAUCAAGGCUCUCGGCACUUAGACAUCCUUGAAAACCACAUCUGUGCUAGAGGGGAUGCAUCCGACAACACACACACACACACACACACUGAAAGACACUCAAAACGGGCUGAGAAGGAAAUUGAAUUGUGCAUGUUUUAUUAUUUGAGCGGUGCAGUGCUUUAGCCAGGCCCCGUCCACUGUAAUGGUGUAAUGUAUAUUUCAUUACAGUCUAAUGGGCUCCAUUAGCACAGUCUCCUCACAGACAUUCAAGACUUAUUGUUUUAUGGCUGAGAAGGAAGGAUGGAGAGGUGAAGGGGAAGAAAACAGAGAGAGGGGCCUGGAACGAGGAGCAGUGGAGAGGAGAAAUAACGGGAGAGGUAAUAAUGCGUAUAGGAAAGAAAUGGAGAGAGUUCAGAAGGGAAGCAAUGGAGUAGAAAGGAGAAGGCGAUGGGAGUGAAAAAGGUACGACUGGGUCAUGAGGAGAAAGAUGAAGGAGAAAGAAAAGAUAGAGGAGUAUUAAAAGGGGGGAGAGAGAAGGUAUGAUUGCCCUCAGGGUGAAAGUGAGAUUGAGCAUCCAUCAUUACUGCGGCCUGCAGAUGUUCUAUAAGCCACAACUUCAACUAAACGCUCCCAUCACAUUCCUGGCCUCAACCGCAUGCACAGACACACAUUUUACAAGCAAUCCACCAACAGCUUAAAUGCACCACACAGCCCCAUCGUUGAGAUCCACUUGACUCACUUACAGUACGGCUCACAUAUCUGAUGAAGAUGCUUACAGACACACUGUGUAUAUAUACAACAGGUCACAUGCAUGCAAGGAAACACAUUUAAUGAUUGUUUUGGCAUUUUACCGAGGCAUAUUUUACUCUUUAUGGACAUAUUAGAAAAGUCAUAAUCAUUGCGGUUUUACCAAUAGCCAUUUUAAUCAGAUGUAAAACAUCAAUCUGGAAAUAUAAGUCUUAUUUGUUUAUUAACAACAGCACUUGAUGGUAUUGAUGUUUGUGAACUUGAAAAUGUUGAUUUUAUUGAUUUAUAGUAUUAUUAUUUAAAAAUUUAUAGUAUUAUUAUUUAAAAUUUUAAAUUUUGUACAUUUCUUUCUAUAUUUAAGGUUGCCUUUUGCAACAACAAACUGACUGAAAAUGAUUACUGGUUUAAGUAAUUAUGUUUUAGCAAAUGUAUAAAGAUAAUCUUGAGUGUACAUGUAUUUUUAUGUCAGGCUCCCCUCUUAACAGCUGUCCCCAUGUACAGCAUGCUCUACAACAGGGAUGGAUGUUUCACCCGUCUGCCACAUUUGUAGAUUUAGUUUGACAUAUUGCAGAAUUAUUGUCACCUGGCAGAGCAUGGAUGCGAGGGUUAAUGGCUGCCGCAUUGACAAGGCAGGCUAACGAGGUCCUCAAAAUCCAUCCCUGCUGUAUAGUCAAGUAGAGUUUGCACUGAGUGAGCACACUCAACGCCAUUCAAAAACUUGCCACACAAUAACUCAGUGCAAUAACAGAGGUGUGUGAGGGCCUGUGUGUGAGCUAAAAAAACAAAAACGGUUAGAAACAAACACAGCGCAUACAAACGCCUCUGAUGUCAAGAGUAGAGUAGGUCAAAGCAACAUCCCAGCUGGUUGCACUGUGCGUACGUACCUGCUGUGUUCCUCCUUUUGUUUUGUUUUCUUUUGUUUUGUUUUUUUUUUCAAAUAAUGAACUGUGUCAGGUUGGACAGCAGUGAUGUUUUGACAGAAGAUUGGUGUUUAAUUUGAUGAAGGCAGCACACUGCAGGAGCUCUCUGUGAAACUUUUACUCUGGCUGAAGAUCGGCCAUCUUCGUAUCGAUGCCUCAGAUCAAAACAUAUUGGUCAAACAGAAAAAAAAGGGAGGAAAAACAACUGCUGUAUGAAUGGACACCUCAGAAAAGGAGGGACUGACAAUCACAGACUUCUCUUCUUCUUCAAGUGACCUACUGUAAAAUAGACUAUUCAACCAACUUUUCUCUUCUAUGCUGCCUAUACUGUAUGUGAUAGUUUUAAACUUUGGUCUCUAAAAGUGCUACGUUUUCUUUUUGUUUUUUUGUAAAAUGAAAUAACAGCGAGAGGAAUGAACAAAAAUAGAAAUGUACAAAUGUGAAUAUGCUGCUGAAAGAAACAUCAAAGCAUCACAAACUGCUGUGUCCGAGACUGUGUCAGUAUUUAGAUUGUACUGUUUUCUUCUUUUCUCUUACAAGUGGAGGGCAGAGAAAUGAGUUUCUAUACAUGGGACUCACAAAUACACAAGAUGACAUACAGCAGCCCCCGGGGUGCAGAGCGGUGUUUGCUCAUUCUCCCAGUGGUGUGUGUGUGUGUGUGUGUGAGUGUGUGUGGAGAAGGCUGAUUGAUACUGGAGUGAGGUCAGGAGGGAUUUAGACUCUAGCCAAAUCCUAGUUCAAAUGCAAUGAGAUUCAACGGAGAAUUCAGGAAUUGAUUUGUUGUCGCUGUUCACCAAUUCAUGAUAAAUGACUUUACCCAGUCGUGUUGGACUGAGGUUGGUAUUAUGGCAGCUAAGAUUUAUGGAAUCACUCAAUUGCAUUAUUUAUGUCUCCAAAAUCAGCCUCCUUCUGGACACAACUUACUAAAACCUGGGUUUCACAGACAUAUAUCAGCAAUAUGAAUGGAUAUUUUCUUUUUGCCUAUCGCCUCACUAUAACAUAUUGCUAAAACCAUGUGGCUCAGUGACCUGAAGCGCAGUCCACACAUCCACAUCCACAUACAUAUACAUCCCGACUUUGAGUGUGUUCUGAUCCAUAUCACAUUUAAUCCCCCUUCCCCUCACAACCCCUCACAUCACAGUCUAAGCUAAAAGAGCUGAAAUAUCAUAAAGGUCAUCUUAAAGAUUACCUUUGAGCUUGGAUGCUCCUGGAACCCCUACACCCUGAAGAAUGUAAUACAAAAACAAAAAAAAUAGAAAAGAACAAGAAACUGUGAUUUGCUAUAUGCAGUAUCCCUGUUUUUCAGUUUUUGGUUCUGUGAUCUUUGUCUCUGUGUUUUGAGGGUUUCGCUGCUGCCAGCAUGGUAGGGGAAAAAAGCAGGAUUUUGAAUGUGUUGUGGCUGUUUGGAUUGUAAAAGGCUUAAAAUAGGACAAAGGACAAAACACUGCAAGGUUUCUGUAUGAAAGAGAUGCUGAAAUGUUAUUUCUAUGCCUAAAACAGAGCAUCUUUCUUAAAAAGCACAUAAGGUGAUUAAAAGCUGGAAAUAUUCUGAUUGAUGCAGCUAAUGUCUGUCUUUGCAAACAGAUUGGUAGUACAGUAAACACACACACACAGAAACACACACCAGAGGAAACUUGUACAGUCAUGCAGUUGCGUGGUGAAAAUGAUCACAGUGAGUCUUGAUGAUGAUGAUGAUGAUGAUGAUGAUGAUGAUGAUGAUGAUGAUAUGAUUUUUCUCUGAACGUGGACCAGUCUGUCAUGAUACAAUGUAAUUAAUAAAAAGUGUUAUGUCA
This is a messenger RNA of Micropterus salmoides (largemouth bass), 7745 nucleotides long. RefSeq names its product neurotrophic tyrosine kinase, receptor, type 2a (gene ntrk2a). The transcript is spliced from 21 exons. Lineage: Eukaryota; Metazoa; Chordata; Actinopteri; Centrarchiformes; Centrarchidae. The record is from RefSeq and is a predicted model, not a curated record. Bases 465 to 2924 code for a protein of 819 amino acids. Gene Ontology annotation, molecular function: ATP binding; brain-derived neurotrophic factor receptor activity; brain-derived neurotrophic factor binding. Gene Ontology annotation, biological process: cell surface receptor protein tyrosine kinase signaling pathway; protein phosphorylation; cellular response to brain-derived neurotrophic factor stimulus. Gene Ontology annotation, cellular component: signaling receptor complex; axon; plasma membrane.